GGCGAGGCUGCAUAACAUCAGUCAUAGUAGCAGUAGGAGACUUUUGCUCGGACUAUUGUGUUGGUGCAAGCGUUAUAAUAUACUUUUGUGCCUUCCACCAUAACUUAAGGUAUAAAAUGUUGAAAUGUUGAAGGGACUGUCUUACCUUCUUUGUUGUGGCUCCAAAAGUACUGAAAUUGAUGAAAUCGAUGAGAUAGAUAUAAAAAAACCUAUUCCUAACACUGAACAAAAAGAGCCAUUUGAAAUUUUUGAACUUAGUGAAAGUCCUCAAGUGAUCAGAAGUAAAAAAAGCAAGUUGAGCAAUUCUGACUCUGAAGGAGAACUUGAUGAAAAAUUGAUGGAUCAACUGCCAAAGACACUGAAGCAAUUCAAGGAUCAAUCAAGGACAACGAAGCAACUUUUGUUACCUGAUAAGUUACACAGAGAAAAAAAUCAAAAACCUCAUUUGAGAUCUGUGGUACCUAAGCAUGCAAAACCUGAAAAUAGAAAAUUAGAGUAUGAAACUAGUUUUUCAAAGCAGUCUUACUCACCACAUAGCACUCCACCAAGACGUAGGAAAACAUCAAGAAGCUGUGAUGAUUUUAGUGAUAAAUUUCCAAAAAUUGACCAGAUACCAGUAAAACAAGUCUCAAGAUCUUCUUCAAGCAAUGAAAUUUAUUCUACCCCUCCAAGUGAUAGGAAAGCACUGAGUUGGAAGGACAAGCCAUUUUACCCUCCAAAAUCUCUUUCACAAGACGCAAUUUCAAAACAAAGUUCUAGAUCUAGUAUUAGUUCUGAUCUUUCAGGUAUAUGUAAUAAUCCUUCAAACUCAAGUUCUGGUGAAGACAAAACUUUGAAUGUUCAUCGGCAUGCAAAACUAUCUGGAGUCAAAUCACAGAGAGUAAAUUCAGAAAUUUGUGGACUUAUAAACCUUGGAAACACUUGCUACAUGAAUUCAGCACUGCAAUGUUUGGUUCAUACAGAACCAUUAAGAGAGCUGAUAGAACCGAAAGACAAGAAUGGAAGUAGGACUCUACACACUUCUCAACCAAGUGACCGACCUCUAGCUAGUCCCUUUUCUCGUCUUAUUAAAGACAUGUUCAAGGCAUCAGGUCUAGCAAGUUGCAAACCAAAUGACCUAAAAAAAGCUAUAGAAGAUCAUGCUCCAAUUUUUAAAGGGAAUUCUCAACAAGACGCUCAAGAAUUAAUCACUCUUUUUAUUGGUGGUUUACAUGAAGAAUUCAAUGAAAUCACUGGGAAAAAGCCAUAUGUUACAAUGGAAGUGGAUGAAAGUCAAUUUGAAUCAGAAGAGGAAAUAGCUGAAGAAUGGAGAAAGUUAAGUGAAAGAAGAGACAAAUCAAAGAUAAUUGAAAUCUUUUAUGGUCAAAUUAAAUGUACAAUGAAAUGCCAGAAUCCAUCUUGUGGUCAUGAACAAAAAACAUAUGAACUAGUAUUUCCUUUGACGUUACCUGUACCAACAAAAAAGGCCAAUGUAUCUUUGAAAGAUUGUCUGAAAUUAUACACAAAAAAGAAGUUAUCCACUGAUCCAUGGUAUUGUGAGGAAUGCAAUGAAGUAGUAAACCUUUCAAGAAAAGUUGAAAUGUGGAAUAUGCCACAAAUACUUAUGGUAUAUCUAAAGAGAUUUUGUUUGGAAGGAGGGAUUCACACAAAGAUUAAUAAGCAUGUGAAAUUUGAUUUUAUGUUCCCUCUUGAGAAUUUUUGUCCAAGAGAAAAGGAACAGUAUCAGCUUUAUGCAGUUAUUAACCAUAAUGGCUCACUACAAUUUGGACACUAUUAUGCUUUUGUGAAAUGUCAAGACAAAUGGUAUAAAUGCAAUGAUGAAAUGUGCAGGGAAAUAUCUGUGGACGAUGUUAUUACUUCUUCGGCAUAUGUCCUGUUCUAUGAACGUGUCUACGUAGUUUAAUCUGAAUGGGAAUUACUGCUGAAUUAUAUUCAUUUUUAUAUCUUGAGAAUAGUUUGAUGUGACCUGAUUAUACUAUAGCUAUCAUCAUUUCCACUUUAAGCAUUAAUUACAGCUAUUGGUAUUGUAAAAUCAUUUUAUGUGAAUGAGUAAAA
Molecule: messenger RNA, 2055 nt
Organism: Amphimedon queenslandica
Lineage: Eukaryota; Metazoa; Porifera; Demospongiae; Haplosclerida; Niphatidae
Product: ubiquitin carboxyl-terminal hydrolase 15-like
Exons: 17
Coding region: 125-1903 (592 amino acids)
Biological process (GO): protein deubiquitination
Molecular function (GO): cysteine-type deubiquitinase activity
Source: RefSeq, a predicted model, not a curated record